GACAAAUUUAUAUUAAUUAUCCAGUAAAGUAUUACCAUUGCCCAAUAUACCACAUCGUCUAAUAUAGAUCAUAAAACAACCAAGGUAUAAUUUACGAAAUCUCACAUAAAUCAGAAAGUAUGGUCGCACGCGACAAAGAUGCGCGUACGCAGCCCACAUUGAUAACUCAGUUUAGCCUUCAGUCGGUAAGCGCCCGCGAGAGCGAGCGCACGUCCCCGCGCGCCAAUCCGUAAUCGUUUUUUGAUUCUAGAAAAAAGUGAAUCUAAACAAUAUGUUUCGGAAGUGAUUUAAGGUAAAUGCAGUGUUAAUUUCUACGUACGAAGUUGUAACAGUGCAAAGAGCCUAACAGUGAUACAGCAACGAAUCUGUGAUAAAAACAUUCCAAAAAUGAGACGUUCAAAACUAAACAUCGAUCCUGACCUGGGGGACUUGGAGGAGAUGCUGGCCAACGUGCAAACGCAGCUGGAACAGGAGAUAGACAUGGAGAAGGAGGCGAGGAUGCCCUCGAUAACCAACGUGCAAGAAUCGCCACGGAUGGUCAAACGGACUUCAUCGUUCAAUAGAAUAGAUGGGUAUCGGGGCAAGCCGCCGAAACCUGACUAUAUAUCAAGCAAUUCUUUACAUCUGGAGGAGGAUAGGAAUGAAUACAGUCAGCCUAAUAUUAACGGGCAUUUGAGAGGUUCGCAGUCCAGUCUGAAGUCAGACGAGAGUCUCCAAGGCUCCUUCCAGUCGUUCAGGUCGGAGCCGGUGCAGAGGCUGUCGGUGAUGAGUCUGCCUGAUAAGCGAGGGUCGACAGCAUCGCUGAAUGGGAGGGCGAGGACCGCUACCCUUCCAAGGGGUUAUGGAUCUACUCGGGAGAAGAAUUGGGAGGAUUAUUGGGCGCACGAACAAUCAAUAAGCAGCGCGCGCGCAUCGGUGAUGCUGUACGACGAUGGGCAGAAGCGGUGGGUGCCGUCCGGCACCAGCUCCGGGCUGUCCAAGGUCCACAUCUACCACCACACGCAGCACAACACCUUCAGGGUGGUCGGGAGGAAGCUGAAUGAUCAUGAGGUGGUAAUAAACUGCGGCAUAGUCCGCGGCUUGAAGUACAACCAAGCUACGGCCACGUUCCAUCAGUGGCGUGACGCGCGCCACGUGUACGGGCUCAACUUCUCCUGCCGCGAAGACGCUGACAGCUUCGCGAGGGCGAUGAUGCAUACACUCGAGGUGUUAGCGAACAAGCCGAAUCUGAAUUCCGCGCCGCCGCCGCCGCAGCCGCCGAACCCUCCGGUGCCGUACAACGCGCACAACUACGACGAGGACAUGGGAACAAUGACACGCGAAGACGCUGCGAUGCUCCAACAGCCACAGUACCACGCGCCGCAGCAUCAGCCUCAACAUCAACCUCAACAUCAGCCUCAACAUCAGCCUCAACAUCAGCCUCAACAUCAGCCUCAACAUCAGCCGCAACAUCAGCCUCAACAUCAGCCUCAACAUCAGCCCCAACAUCAGCCUCACCAACAGUACCAUCAGCCGAGCCAGUAUCACGCGCCGCAUCCUCAUCAUCAGGUGCCGCAGCCGACGCCCCCGGCGCCGCCGCCCCACGGCGUGCACCACACGCUGCCGCACCAGCCCAGCCAGCCCACGCCUGGACAUCACCGCACUAACAGCGCGCCGAUGCCGCCCAACAUGUGCCUGUCGGCGGCGAGCGCGGCCGCGCCGCCCGCGCCGCCGCCCGUGCCGCCGCACCAGAACCUGCCCGCGCCCAACAACGGCCCGAUGGCGCCACCGACUCCGCCGGCCGCGCCACAACCGCCGCCUAUGCAGCAACAGCAACAGCAGCCGCCGCCCGCGCCGGCCCCGGCCGCGGGUCCGCCGCCUCCGCCUCCGCCCCCCGCGGCGGCGCCCCCGCCCGCGCCCCCCGCGGCGGUGUGCUCGCCCCCUCCGCCGCCGCCGCCCCCGCAGCCGCCGCAGGUCGAUCCCACGGGACUCGCCGCGCAGUUGCAGCAGGCCAGGUUGAAGAGGCAGGCUAAGCAAGCUUCGAACUCGACGACCCCGGGCGCAGGCGCGGGCGCGGGCGGGUCGGAGGGCGCGUCGCCCCCGGGCGGCGGCGAGCACUCGGGCUCCUCGUCGUCGUCGGGCGCGUCGGGCGCCUCCGCCACCUCGGGCGCGCGCCCCACGCUGCACUGCAUGAUGAACGAGAUGGCGAGGACCCUCGCACGACGCCGCGCGCAUCUCGACCGCGCAGAGGAGUCCUCAACUGACAACUCAGUAACGUCUACGCCGAUGAAGACGUGGGAGCGCAGCGCGACGCUGCCGCACCGGCUGCCCGCCGCCUGCAACGGUAACGCACCAAACUCCGAGUCCCCGGCGCAACAACAGCCACAGUCGCCACGCUCCGUCAGGAAGAGGUUCGGUUCCGCCAGCGAGGAGACUAUACUCAAGCAAGUGAACGGCGGUGGCGAGGGUGUGGGAGUGGGCGUGGGCUUGGGAGUGAGCGGCGCGGAGUGGGAGGCCUUCAAGCAGGACCUCCUGCGGGAGGUGCGCGCGCAGAUCAACCUCAUGAAGCGAGACAUCAUCGACGCGAUGAAAGCGGAGCUGUCGCGCAGGUAAGCCGCCGGCGGCCGCCGAGUGUAUCCUAGUCCACCGCAGUGACGUCACCGGUGACGUCACACGCGCGACCUCGCCUGAGCACUACAGACAGUAUACGUAAGGCAAGAGUGAUAUUUUCAUGACUUGUAUUAUAAUUGUUGGAGAUUACACUUCAAAGCCAGGUUCCGGGAUGAUAAAAUACUUUAUGUCCUUUCUUGGAGUUCAUUUUGUUUUAAAUUUCAUCAAAAUAAGUUUAGUAAUUUACAGAACUGGUCCUAUAGCAUAUGUAAUUUGGUGUAUCAAAAUAUAUGCUAAUCUCAAACCAGGCCUAGUACCAACUCUGAACUAUUAAAACAGUUUGGUAGGUGUAAUAAUCUACAACAUGAUUUAUGACUUAGAUUUGAACCCGUACCAUCUCAAAUAAUAGGUCUGAAAAUAUUGCUCGUUACGCCCAUAACUGCUAGUGUACUUCAAACACUUCAAAUCGAAUAUUCCAAUGUGUAGCCUGAUAAACUAAUUUAAUGUAUUUAUUGCUUUGUUGAAAUAUAGAAUAUAGAAUUUGCGGACAGUGUAAAUUCGUUUUAGUACGAACUUCUUGAGGCUCAGGGUCCGGUGAAGGAGUGAUGAGAAGGCAGACGCCAGUCUAUUAACCUGGAUAGCAAUAGGGUAGGAAAGGGAUGGCGAACUAAUAGCACGGGUGGCAGUAAAUAUUUCGGGCACGAGCAUAUGCUAAACAAAAAUACCUAUCACUAUACCCAACUAGGGUCAUAAAAAAGUCGCUUAAAAGAGACACUUUGAAAGAUAAAACCGGUCCUGGAUGGCUUAGACUCUUUUUAAAAUAAUGGUAUGUUAACCUCAAAAGUUCACCAUCUCUAGGGUAACGUCAGGAGGAAAGAUUAGGUUUCUUUUUAACUGAUCUGUAUAGCGCCGCAAUUUAUGCUCGAUAUAGCGAUAGACUCGCCCCUAUGAUGCGACCAGAUACAAGCGAAGCGAACAUGUGAUUUCUUUUACGUUAAGAGUAAAAGUGAGAUGUUAAUUUUGAUUUACCUUAAGUAUUUACACUGUUUGCAUAUUCUUUACAUAUAAGCGAUAUUGUUUUUGAUGAGCUUUUUAACGCACUGCCAAUAAUUUUGAUAGGCAUUAAUGCUGUACUGAAAGGUUACUGAACAGUGAUGAUUAAUAUUUGCCCUACUCGUUGCAUAUAGUUGGUCUACGGUUAGUAUUUUUGAUCACUGUUCAGUAUUAUAAUUGCUUAGUAUUAUCAAUUCUGAAAGGUCAGUAUUUGACCUAUGCUCACUUUUCAGUACUUAUAAAUCUGACGUUCUAUAUUGUGAUUAGUAUUUGAUAGUACUAAGCAGUGAUCAGUAAUUUUCUAUUAAGAUUUACAUAUAAAUAUUUAUUAUCAGUGUUUCUUGUCAAUUUUUUCAAUAAUUGAACGAGUGAAAGAGAUAAAGCAUUGAUAAAAAUAUUUAUCAGUACAUCACUUGUCAGUAUACAAUAUCCGGAUCAUGUAACUUUUGCUGCCAUUUGUUAAUUGAAAUAUCAUAUGCUAGACUGCUAUGAACAUCUCACCUUACGUAGCUAGCGAAAUUGAUACACCUCUGCCUACCCCUAAGGAAAAGGCGUGACGCUUUCAAUCAGCAAAUGACAGCGCAAAGACCCAAAGUGCUCAGGCAACAAACAUCGCAACAUGUCGCGCGCCAGCGAUCGACACGUGUAACGCACGCAUCAAUAUCGAAGCAUAAGACAAGUUGUGUUUUUUUAAUUUUAUACUUAAAUAAAAAAAUAUUUAUUCGGAUACGUAUGUAUAUGUGUACGUAGUUUUUAAGAUCUCGCAAUUGCAUAUUGUAAUUUGGGUGUUUCUUAUUUAUAUUACGAAGAAGGUAUGACAAUUUGUCUGGUGGAACGAUAUUUAAAAAUCAAACGAAAGGCAUUACUAUGUUUCGGGUCGUAGGGCUGAAAGUCCCUAGUAGUUGACUCUAAAUAGUGUGAAGUUGAAGUCUGUAUUGUCAAUUGUCAACGAAAUAGUUUCACGGACACAAAUGGCCUACACAUAAUGACUGAUUUAACCAAAAAUGGCCUAUCAUCAUUUUGAACAUCAGCAAUUUGAUCAAUAUUAUCGGUGAAUUGCAUUUUUUUAACAGAAUAUAAAGAAGAAACAUUCAACGAAUAUUAAAAGUUAAAACUAUGAUAUAAUGAUCUAGUUUCGCGGUGUAAGAUUAGUAUUAUUGUCUAUCGACAUUACGUCGGUCCGUGCGCAAUCGGAACACCCUGUAUACUCGGGAAGUUACCACCAUGUAUAACGAAGAAAACUCAAAGGUGACAUAUUUUCAUUUUUAUUAAAUAUUGUUUUUUAGAUAGGUAUGGAAAAAUAACAACCUGUAUAAGAUAAUAAAGUAAACACUCUGUAUAAGCAGAAAAAAAAUCAAAGAUAAAUGUGUUUGAGUUUGUCGAUUAAUAAACCCCUUAUCGGAAAUAACAGUAAUCACUCAACUUUACCAAUUUAGUCGUAAAUUCAUGAAAAAAAAAAUACAUUAACAUAAUAUUCUAAAACUAUUUAACGUUAAUUACUAAAAAAUAUUGAAGGUAAAUGAAGUCUGCUGCUCUAGGCAAGCAUGGACUAAGGCCUAAACUUUGUCAGUGAGGAGGCCCGUGCCCAGCAGUGGGACAUGGCUGGUACACGAUUGUGUACGGAUCGAAGCGUACGCUACGAUAUAGCAUAAGAUAUGUAUAUGCGUAUAUAAACUUUGCCGGGUACACAAACUGACUGGACACCCCCAUUUCCAUAUAGAUAAUGUCUUCCAUAACAAUUUGGUAUCAUUUUAUCUGUACAGCUAUUUCUAUGAUUUUCAUAUGAAGUUAAGAUUUUGUAUUUCAUAAUAAGAAAGAAAUAUAAUAUCUAUAUGCAUAAUAUUAAAGUUCAUACUCAAAUACGUUAAAUAUAUAUUAUUACAUUUUGUGUGCUUCUAUUGUUUAAGUACGUGGCACUGUGAGUUUAGUAAUCGAUUCAGCCUAAUUCCGCUUCGAUCCCAUCGAUUUCAAAUUAGUCGAUGUCUACGAUAAGUGUAACGAAUUUUAUCGACUGAUAUAAUAAGUUGCUUCCAUAAUUUAAGGGUGUCCCGCAACGUCGCAGUCUAUUGUAGGCCAAAUUAGAUUAAGUGCUUUAUACAUCGCUUUUGUAUUAAGUACCCCAAAAAUAUCGUGGUGUUGGAUAGGUCUAAAAUUCUACCACGACCUGCCAUUUUGGUAUUUUGAAGAUUGGCUGUUAUGUCGGUAAUUUAUUACAUUUGUACCCAACAUCAGUCCUAUACCACGAUAUAUCGAAACCUGUAGACCCAACAAACAGCCCGGCAAAGUAUACAUUUAAAAAUAACGAAAAAAUUUAAUGUAAAAUUGACUAAAAGUACAUGUUUUAGUAGUACAUCGAUUCAGUUUUAUUUUGGCUUUAACAUUGGAAUUUAAAUUUUAGUUUGAAAGUCCUCUGACAAUAGUAAUUAAGGAUGUUUCUCCGAGCUCUUACUAAAGUAGUGACGUAUCGAUUAUGAAUCGAUUAUAAAAUCGAUUAUACUUAUUCAUAUAAAGAAAAUAGAAAUGGAAAUAUGAAAGUUUAAAAUAAACAAUUUUGUAGUCGUGUACAAUGUUUAGACGGUUAAUGUAAUCGGAUGUCAUGUAACUAAUGGAGCUCGAUUGUACCCAAACAGUAUUUAGAUUUUUUUUGUCAUAAAAAAAUCAUGAAAUCAUUCCAUUAUAUUGAUUAGGUCUGAUAUGGCCUACUUUUAUUACUAAAAACACCAUUUUUGACAUUGAUAUGUAUGUUUUUUAUAAUAAUUUUUCGAAAAGUCCUUUUUGGAUUGAAAACGAUUUUUUAACAAUUGUAAUUAAUUGGAUUUUGUUUUUAUUUAAGUUCUGGUGCUCAAAAUAAUUUAUUCCAAAAAUUGCGUUUUAGUUAACGCCUGGCGGCUGCAUUUAUGAACGUUUAUAUUUUUUAUUUUCGUUUUCACUUGCCGUUUCUAUGAGCGACGUGAAAUGACGUACAGCCUUGUACGAUGACGUAUAUUUACGUCAUGCAAAUUCUAGCCAAAAAAAAACAUUACUAAAAUGACAUAUUGUCUACAAAGAUUGCAGUGGUUUUGGCAAGACGUCUAUUUACGUCACGAUUCAUAGUAACGGCCAAACAUCAAAUAACGUAAUCGGUGAACGAUUCUAACGAAUAAACUCGAUAUUUAAUGAUAUAUGUUAAAUGUAAGAUAAAUGCUUAGUAUUAAAUGAGACGAUUUAUAAAACUGGACGUUCGCGCAUUACCAAAUUUAAUUUUAAUAUAAUGUAUUGGUCUCAGUUAUGUGUAUCGAUAAGUUUGUAUUUAUGUGAGAUAUAAGAUAUUGUAUUCUGCCUAAUCAUCAGCUGUGACACGAAUGGUGUCAUUAAAUUCGCGCUGUACCAAAAUAUGUAUUGUUGUGUAUUGAAUAAUCGAUUUAUUGUAGACAGCACUAUUAAAAUUAAUCGAUAUAAGUCGAUUAUUUAAAUCGAAGCAAUUUUGUGAUUGUAUGAUUUUUAUAAGUGACAUUUUGUAUUUAAGUUUCUCUUAAGUCGCUUAGAAGCUUUUUUUCUUCGCAAUGAUUUAUUUUCAAGCGACAAUCCAUCUUUGUAUAUAACUUCAACUAACACGAUAACGGUUAAAGAACUAAGUUUUUAGUUAUAGCAGAUAGUAUUGUGCAUUAAAAUAGUCAAAAACAACUGAUGGAUUUGUAUUAUUUUGUGCCAUCUUGAAAUAGAAACGAAAUUUGUUUUUCACCAUUUGUUUGUAUUUUUGUCGAAUUCCUGCAUUUAUUGUUGCUGCUGUGGGUAAAACAUUUUUGAUCUGACUUACGUUCCUAUAUUUAGGGCCUAUUUUUCAAGUUAUUUAAGAAAAUUCAUCAUUUAUACAUUCAUAAUAACUCGGGUUUUGUAAUGUAUAUUCUCAGUUUAUACCAUACGGUCCUUUUUUCAAUAACCUCGUUUGCUCACAGUAGCGACAUCUAUCCACAUCCGCGAACACUACCGCACAUCGCGCCUCCGUGUGAAGCUAGCAUUAGGUUACCAAGUGAUUUCUAUGUAUGUAACAAUUAUAUACCAAUGUAAUGAUUUAUUAGCAGUCAUUUAUUGUAAAUACAAUUUUGGUAACAAAUUAUAUUUUUUUUUGUGAUCGUA
Molecule: messenger RNA, 7758 nt
Organism: Manduca sexta (tobacco hornworm)
Lineage: Eukaryota; Metazoa; Arthropoda; Insecta; Lepidoptera; Sphingidae
Gene: ena
Product: protein enabled
Exons: 14
Coding region: 388-2592 (734 amino acids)
Molecular function (GO): SH3 domain binding
Source: RefSeq, a predicted model, not a curated record